CGCUGUCGCUCAAGGCUAUUUCUCCAAAUUCGUCCUUCAACCCUCAGUCAGUCAGUCACUCACUCACUCUCUGGCCUACAUACAAGAAGAAGAUAGGAAAGAAAGAAAGACAGAAAGAGAAUCUUAAUACUAGGAAACGCAUACAUAACAAAAAGGAGCAAAAGAAGACGAAAACGAGGCCAAAGAGGUAAACACAGAAGAAAACAGUACCACUCCCCUACUAGAAAAAUUGGUUUUUGAGGGGCCCGUACGGAAUCCCCGGUUUCGCUCCCAGAUCAACGGACGUAUCCUUGGUUAUGUAUUGUGGCUGUUGAUUCCCGCCCAACGUCAUGCCCGCCCACCAUCGCAUUCAGAAGCUCAUCCAAACGGCGCAAGCCGUAUUCGCCAAAUCCUCCUCUUCAACUUCCUCCUCCUCUUCCUCCUCUUCCUCGUCGUCAUCCACUCAGGCCCGUCGACCUCGUUUAGUCAAUGCUGAUGGUCAGCCCGGGCUCAAAAACCUCAUUGAAUUGGUGGACGGGAUGACGGCCCAAGACUUGGGUCUAGACCGCUCACCCAGCCUUCAAAGUCCGGUCUCGAUGUCGGCCAUACGGGCGGGCUCCAUGGGUGCCAGUGGGGCGCCCAUCACAUACAUUGAUAUCUUUGAAGAUCCCACGGUGAGCAUUGGGAUCUUCAUUAUCCACACCGGCCAGUGCAUCCCGCUACAUAAUCAUCCCGAGAUGACGGGCAUUCUCAAAUGUCUCCACGGUCAGAUCGAUCUGAUCUCGUAUACCAAUUUGUCCGGCGAGGAUCUCAAUCGGGUCAAGGUGCCCUCCGAUCUCGAUCCGGAAUGUCGACUCUGGCUUCGACAGGGUUUGGUGUUUCCCACACGACGGGAAAUUGCCCGCGGGAUCUCUCCCCAAUCCCCGCCGUGUUGCCUCAGCCCUGUCGAAGGCAAUUAUCACGAGUUACAUUCAGUGGGCGGACCCGCCGCCUUUUUGGACAUCUUGUCACCGCCCUAUUCUCAGUCCAAUGGGUCGCCGCAUUCGGAAGAGGAAGACGAGGAGAGUCGCAGAGAUUGCGAUUUCUUCGAUGUGCUCAUGCGGGGCCCGUUGGCCGCGCAGGACCCGUCAAUUAGCUGGUUGCAGUUUAUGGAUCCCCCGCCCGACUACUUUUGUUAUAGAGAAGACUAUCUAGGUCCCCCCGUGAACUUCUAACGUGUUAACACGCAAUGUACGCCUUAUCGUUCAUUGAAUCCCAUGCUCUUGGCACCGCACACCGCAUUGAAACAUAAUCCAGCGGUAUCAAAUAUAUUAUGUAAUCAACCCUAA
This is a messenger RNA of Tigriopus californicus, 1307 nucleotides long. Its product is annotated as 2-aminoethanethiol dioxygenase-like. Gene Ontology annotation, molecular function: oxidoreductase activity, acting on single donors with incorporation of molecular oxygen, incorporation of two atoms of oxygen. The coding region runs from base 330 to 1193 and encodes 287 amino acids. The record is from RefSeq and is a predicted model, not a curated record. Gene Ontology annotation, cellular component: mitochondrion. Lineage: Eukaryota; Metazoa; Arthropoda; Copepoda; Harpacticoida; Harpacticidae. The transcript has a single exon.